Messenger RNA from Tachyglossus aculeatus (Australian echidna), 790 nucleotides. It is a transcript of the gene PSME2, whose product is annotated as proteasome activator subunit 2. Gene Ontology annotation, biological process: regulation of proteasomal protein catabolic process; positive regulation of endopeptidase activity; regulation of G1/S transition of mitotic cell cycle. Bases 32 to 748 code for a protein of 238 amino acids. NCBI's taxonomy places the organism in Eukaryota, Metazoa, Chordata, Mammalia, Monotremata, Tachyglossidae. The transcript has 11 exons. Gene Ontology annotation, cellular component: cytoplasm; proteasome activator complex; nucleoplasm. The record is from RefSeq and is a predicted model, not a curated record. Gene Ontology annotation, molecular function: endopeptidase activator activity.
GCGCGGGGGCUGAGGGGACGCGGGAGCGAGCAUGGCCAAGGCGUGCGGCGUGAGGCUGAGCGGGGAGGCCCGAAGGCAGGUGGACGCCUUCCGGGAGGGUCUCUUCAGAGAGGCGGAAGAGUUGGUGUCCGUGUUCCUGCCCCAGAAAAUCGCCCAGCUGAGUCAGCUGCUCAAGAACGACUCCCUCAAUGUGGCGGACCCGUCUUCCCUCCGAGCCCCGUUGGACAUCCCCAUUCCGGACCCCCCGCCCAAGGACGAUGAGAUGGAGACGGACAAGGAGAAGAAGGAGGUCCUCAAGUGCGGCUUCCUCCCCGGGAAUGAGAAGAUCCUGAAGCUCCUCGCCCUUGUUAAACCCGAGGUCCGGAUCCUCAAAGAGAAGUGUAUUCUGGUGAUCACCUGGAUCCAACACCUGAUCCCCAAGAUUGAAGACGGCAAUGACUUCGGCGUGGCCAUCCAGGAGAAAGUGCUGGAACGAGUGGCGGCCGUGAAGACCAAGGUGGAAGGGUUCCAGACGGCCAUCGCCAAGUAUUUCAGUGACCGUGGGGAGGCCGUGGCCAAAGCCUCCAAGGAGACCUAUGUGAUGGAUUACCGGACCCUGGUCCACGAGCGGGACGAGGCAGUUUACGGGGAGCUGCGGGCCAUCGUGCUGGACUUGCGCGCCUUCUACGCAGAGCUAUACCACGUCAUCUACAGCAACCUGGAGAAGAUCACCAAUCCCAAAGGAGAGGAGAAGCCGUCUAUGUACUGAGCGGCUGGGGCAGACUGGAAAUAAACCGCCUGGGUCCUCGCC